AUGGAAGUCAGGUACAAUCAAGAGACCGAAGGGAUGGGACUGAAGAAUGGACUAAAGAAGGGGAAAGAUGACAAGGACUCCCAGGGCAGCAUGUCCAAAAGCUUCCUCAAGGAGCAGCAGGACUCCUUUUCCCCCUCUGGGACAGUGGACAACUGCGAGAAGAACAGGGGGAGCACGGGGGACCCGGACUACUGUCGGAGAAUACUAGUCCGAGAUGCUAAAGGCUCCAUCCGAGAGAUUAUCCUGCCCAAGGGUUUGGAUUUGGACCGGCCCAAGCGAACCCGCACCUCCUUCACUGCAGAGCAGCUCUACCGGCUAGAGAUGGAGUUUCAGAGGUGCCAGUAUGUGGUUGGGAGGGAACGGACAGAACUGGCCCGGCAGCUCAACCUGUCUGAAACUCAGGUGAAGGUGUGGUUCCAGAACCGGCGCACUAAGCAGAAGAAGGACCAGGGGAAGGACUCUGAGCUGCGCUCGGUGGUGUCAGAAACAGCAGCGACCUGCAGCGUGCUCCGACUCCUGGAGCAGGGCCGGCUGCUGACGCCCCCGGGCCUGCCGGGCCUCCUGCCCCACUGCGGCUCCGCCCUGCGCCCUCCCUCUGUGGCCAUGGCCAGCAACGGCAGCAGUAGCAGCAGCAACGGGGGCGGCGGCAGCGGCACGGCGGGGGGCAGCCCUCCUCUACCCGCCGUCACCAGCUCAGGGACAGUGGCGGGCCUGCAGAGCUCAGCGGCGGCUCACAGCCUCUUCAGCUUCCCCAUGCCCUCCUUACUGGGCGGCGUCGCCUCCCGUAUCCCCUCCAACCCCCUGUCCAUGGCCGGCUCGCUGGCCGGCAACCUGCAGGAACUCUCCGCCCGUUACCUGAGCUCCUCUGCUUUUGAGCCUUAUUCGCGGACCAAUGGCAAAGAAUUCAUGGACAAGAAAAUUCUGGAAUGA
This is a messenger RNA of Perca flavescens (yellow perch), 930 nucleotides long. RefSeq names its product ventral anterior homeobox 1 (gene vax1). Gene Ontology annotation, molecular function: RNA polymerase II cis-regulatory region sequence-specific DNA binding; DNA-binding transcription factor activity, RNA polymerase II-specific. Gene Ontology annotation, cellular component: nucleus. Gene Ontology annotation, biological process: brain development; regulation of transcription by RNA polymerase II; central nervous system development. The record is from RefSeq and is a predicted model, not a curated record. Lineage: Eukaryota; Metazoa; Chordata; Actinopteri; Perciformes; Percidae. The transcript has 3 exons. Bases 1 to 930 code for a protein of 309 amino acids.